AUGAACUAACUUGAAUAAAAAGCUAUUCGAUCUCUACUUAAACUAGCAAGAGAGGAAGAAGCAAUAACUUAAAGAGAAUGGGAACCUUAAUCUGCAAAGCCCCUAGAUUUGAUCUCACCUCAACCAAAAACUCUUAAUUAAAAUAGAAGAAAUGUCAGGGUGAUUCCUAAUCAUCAAGCUAGACAAAAGUCUUCAAUUGAGAUGAACUAUGAGAAUUAAUAACAUUCAGAAUUAUUAUAAAAAGAAAAUUCGCUUUAAUAAAUAAUAGAAGAGUAUAUGAAAUAAAUAAGGCAAACUCAAAGAUAGAUGGAAUCAGUACAUCAAUAAAAAUUUGAUUUGAAAUCAGGAUGGAUGAACUUCAGUUCAAUAAUUCUCGAAAACAAAUAAAAAUUAACUUAGAAACACAAAAGGUCUUCAUUAGAAUUAUAAGUAAAAGAAAAUAAUCAACAAAAACUAUAGUAACAACAAUCAUUCAAAAAGACGUCGCUUCGAAAAGUAUUAAAUAAUGAAUCUUUUUUUUACCAAAAUUGA
Paramecium octaurelia is the source of this 531-nucleotide messenger RNA. The record is from the annotation of a GenBank genome assembly. NCBI's taxonomy places the organism in Eukaryota, Ciliophora, Oligohymenophorea, Peniculida, Parameciidae.